AGAUGUUCAUUCGAUCUUCCUUGGAAGAGUUUUCAUUUGAUUGACGAUCAUAGCAUAGCUUUGUGUUUGUGUGACAAUGGCAGGAAAAACGGUGCUCGUUCUUGUCGUGAUCGCUGUUGUGGGAUCGAUGAUCAUGGCCAAUGCAAGCUACUUUGAUGCUUGGGCAGGGCCCGGGGGUAACAAUCGGCUGGAGCGCUACCGUGCUUGUGGAUGCACCAAUGUUGGAGCCUCGCAGCACGGCGGCUACAGCGUUGUGUACCUGGGCCAUGCUGCUGCGGCCUACAACACGGCAAACUGCCAAGGUGUGGCACAGAGAUGGUUUAGGAGGCACUGCUCCGGCUUUAGAUGGAACAGCAUCUUCAUCCAGUGCUCAAGCUCCAUGGCUCCAAAUCCCGGCUCCAUGGCUCAAGCCAAAUAAAUGAGAAAAUCUUCCAUGUAAUACUACAUUGCAGCUUAC
Molecule: messenger RNA, 457 nt
Organism: Selaginella moellendorffii
Lineage: Eukaryota; Viridiplantae; Streptophyta; Lycopodiopsida; Selaginellales; Selaginellaceae
Product: antimicrobial peptide 1
Exons: 1
Coding region: 77-418 (113 amino acids)
Biological process (GO): negative regulation of growth; defense response
Source: RefSeq, a predicted model, not a curated record